Messenger RNA from Cynoglossus semilaevis (tongue sole), 2203 nucleotides. RefSeq names its product TGFB-induced factor homeobox 1 (gene tgif1). The record is from RefSeq and is a predicted model, not a curated record. The transcript has 3 exons. The coding region runs from base 395 to 1285 and encodes 296 amino acids. Gene Ontology annotation, biological process: regulation of DNA-templated transcription. Gene Ontology annotation, molecular function: DNA binding. NCBI's taxonomy places the organism in Eukaryota, Metazoa, Chordata, Actinopteri, Pleuronectiformes, Cynoglossidae.
GGGGGAGAAAUGGGUGCUUUUUGGAGUGGAAACGUGAAGAGAAGCCGUUUCCAUCCCAGGCUGAACGUGCAGCCUAUUGUUUCCUUCCAGACGUGACAGGGGGCUUUUUGUACCAUGUGCUGGCGCGUCGUCAGAAAAGUCGAUCAGCUCGGGGUUUAUUUUUAAUUCCCUUCUCACACAAGUUGUUUUUCUUUUCCUGAUUUAACAGUUGACACAUCGACUCUCCUGACGCGCCUUCGUGGCCAUGUGUCGUCUAUUGUGUCACGGCGUGAUCGCCGUGGAAGUUUGAACCUGAAGACGUUUUCUUUGUGCGUUAGAAAGGAAAACAGAAGACGUUCGUACGUCGAAGUUUGGUGCUGGUUUUCUCGAAGGAUGUCGACUUGACUGUCUGGUGAUGCUGUCGGGCAGUGAGACGGACGACGAGGACAGCGUGGACGCCCCCCUGGACCUGUCGUCCAGCACGGGAGGGAGCGGGAAGAGGAAACGGCGAGGGAAUUUACCCAAGGAGUCGGUGCAGAUCCUCAGAGACUGGCUGUACGAGCACCGCUACAACGCCUACCCCUCUGAGCAGGAGAAGGCGCUGCUGUCCAAGCAGACUCAGCUGUCCACACUGCAGGUGUGUAACUGGUUCAUCAACGCCCGGCGCCGACUUCUUCCAGAGAUGCUGAGGAAAGACGGCAAAGAUCCAAACCAGUUCACCAUCUCCAGGAAAGGCAGCAAGGCUGGAGACAGCUUCUCCGACAGCUCCCAGUCCCCCAAACACAGCAGCACCCCCGCUGGCACCGACGACAACUACGACAAACGCGCCCUCCACCCGUCCAGCUUUGAACCUGCCACGCCCGGUGUCCUGAGGAAGGCCGCCUCCCCCUCCACACCUUCUCCCACCUCUUCGUCCCCCUCCCCGGGCCUUAUACCCACCCGCCCCUCGGUCAUCUGUCACACCACUGUCACUGCAGCGAUCCAAGCUAGCCCCCCCUCCUGCCACCCCCCCGCCCUGGGAGUGAACUGUGACAGGGCAGCUGAGCUGCUGCAGUCGGCCCAGGCCCUGCUGCGGUGCCAAGACGAGGGUCCGGGCACGCAGCCGCUCCCCGCCACCACCACCACCAGCACCACCACCAUCCUCGGCAUGGAGGGCAACCUGAGCCCCCGCAGCGGGCUGUUCAACACCCCUCCACCCACUCCUCCAGACCUCACGCAGGACUUCAGCGGCUUCCAGCUCCUGGUGGACGUGGCCCUGAAGCGGGCCGCAGAGAUGGAGCUGCAGGCCAAACAGCUGGUCUCCUAAGAAGAGACCCAGGACUGGAGGAGGUGGAGGAGGUGGAGGAGGUGGAGGAGGAGACUGACUCUGUGGCUCCACUCUGGAACUCCUUUCCAGUCCACUGACAUUUUCUGCACGGGAACAGAACAAACCCACAUGAGAAGCCUGAUCAUUUCUAUUUUUGGAGGAGGAUUUUUUUUCUGCCCCAGUGACGGUGACCUCCGGUGACCUCCGGUGACCUACUCUCGUUUGGCUGUUUGUUGUUGAUUCAUUUCAUAUCCAUGUCUUUGUAUCUUUCAUGUGUAUCUUAUUUGCACACAGGGACCAAAAAUGUUAUCACAGAAAUGCUGCCUGUUCUUUGUAUCAUUUUGAGAGCUCCGCCCACACUCCCUCACGGACCAAUGGGAGGCGUCGGUGGAGACUGUUGAUGUUGACAUUUCAGAGACGGUUGCUGGUUGGUCUGCACACUGAAGGCAGAAGGUCAUCUCAGUGUCUUACAGCAGAAAACUUCUUCACUACUGUAGUACAAAUGUUCUGUCUUUUCAUUUUUUUUUCAUCUUAUUUUUUACUUUUAGAUAUUUUAAAAGCCUUUUUGUUCUUGAUGCUUUUUUUUUUACUCUCGUUCCCACGGAGGGAAUAUUCCAGAAGACCAAUGUAGCAGGUUCUCAGUCGGAGCCUUCAUCCCAUCGACUCAGAGGAAGACGACGGCCAGUGGACUGGAACACUGACACACUACAGACGACUACAGACUUUUCUUUUGUUAUUGAGAUCACCAAAAAAGACGUGGACCAUGUGGACCAUGUGGACCAUGUGGACGUGGGAUUGGACCAUGUGUAGAGUUGUCGUGACACCUCGCCCAAUGAUGUGAUUUCUUUUCAUACUGUGCAAUGUUUGUGGCAAACAGAGGUCACAUGGGAUUAAAUAAAGUUUUGUUUUUCUACAUCG